Messenger RNA from Copidosoma floridanum, 2383 nucleotides. RefSeq names its product solute carrier family 35 member E1 homolog. The record is from RefSeq and is a predicted model, not a curated record. NCBI's taxonomy places the organism in Eukaryota, Metazoa, Arthropoda, Insecta, Hymenoptera, Encyrtidae.
GUCACAGCUGUCACCUUUUUUCGGAGUCGUGCACACGAGAUAAGACGACGACUAUACGACGAAAUGUUGCAAAUAUUGAUUAAGCUUAAGUAGUUUAGUAAGAACCGGGCAAGUAUGGGUGCCCUAGGAGGUGACGGCAGCGAGGCCAAGGAGAGCCGGGAAGUCCUCAGCACGGUUUUUCUGUGCCUCCUUUGGUACGUGGUGUCGUCGUCGAGCAACGUCGCGGCCAAAGCUUUGCUUUCGGACUUUCCGUACCCAAUAACCGUGACGAUGGUUCAGUUGACGACGAUUAGUUUGUUUUCGGGGCCGUUAUUUAGUUUGUGGGGGGUCAGACGCACAAGCACCAGCCUCAUAACCUGGUCCUACUACUUCAAGUUAAUCGUGCCACUUGCGGUGGGCAAGUUCCUCGGAAAUCUUUUAAGCCACGUCAGUAUUUGGAAGGUGCCUGUCUCCUAUGCCCACACUGUGAAGGCCACAAUGCCCCUGUUUACUGUGCUCCUGUCCAGGAUCAUAUUGCGCGAGCGACAAACAACAAAGGUUUAUGCCAGCUUGCUGCCCAUCGUCGGUGGUGUGGCCAUUGCCACCCUGACCGAGCUCAGCUUCAACUUCACCGGGCUCUUGAGUGCACUAGCCUCGACUAUGGCUUUCUCGCUGCAGAAUAUUUACUCCAAAAAGGUGCUCUACGAUACUGGUAUCCACCAUCUGAGGCUACUACUAAUUUUAGGUCGACUCGCGUUGUUCAUGUUCUUGCCGGUGUGGCUGAUGUAUGACGUGCGGAAUCUCUGGCACGAUCCAGCGACCGGAAGGGCCGUGGAGAUUAGCACGAGGACUCUGGUGCUGCUGGUGGUCGACGGUAUCCUGAAUUGGUUGCAAAAUAUAGUGGCGUUUUCGGUGAUGUCGAUGGUGACGCCGUUGACGUACGCCGUGGCGAGCGCCAGCAAGAGGAUAUUCGUGAUCGCCGUGACGCUGUUUAUUUUAGGCAAUCCGGUGACUGGACUGAAUAUUUUUGGUAUGGUUUUGGCCAUCGGUGGGGUGCUUUGUUACAAUAAGGCCAAGUACGAUCAGCGUCAAGCUGAGAGGAAGAAGAGCUUGCUGCCCAAGUACAACGCGAACGGGCAUCAGAGUUCUUUCCUGGUAAACGGUUGGGCAGACGACAAGCAUAGAUUGUUUGCUGCUUAGAUAGACCAAUUUAUUGCUAUCAAUUUUUAUUUUUAUUUUUUUUUUAAUUUUCAAUUUCUGUCUGCAUACAGAGAAGUGAGCGUUUUACUGCGUUUUUUUUUUUCUUUUUUUUUUGUUACACCGAAUAGUAAUGCUCAGUAUUUCUCUAGUGCUCACCGAAAGACAGAAAUAUUAUUAGGACAAUAUUUUUUAUGAUUUUAAUAAGAAUUAGCAUCGUUAGGAAUAAAUUGAUACAUUAGGAUGGACUUGCCUAGAUCUAUAUGCAAACUUAUUGUUGAAAAAAGUCUGUCCAACUUAUACGUGAUUUUUAUUUUUGCCAUUACUGAAAAUAAUGCGUUUCGCUUCGGAAUAAAUUUCACAUCUACUCUAUCAAAGUUCUUUUUAAAAUAUUUUUGGCAUGUACCCGUACUUUGAGAUUUAGUGCUUAUAACUGGUACUGUCAAGAAAUAACGAAGAAAAUAUUUAUUACUGCAUUUUUGACAGUUAUUUAAAAAAAAAAAUUUGGUCAUAAACUUUUUUCGAUGUACCGAUAGUUGCAUAAAUCAAUAAAAGAUUUUUUCAUUCAAUUAUAAAUAUAAUUAAAAAGAGCUUAGUAUCGUAUAUAUUAUUAUGUGCGGCAUUCUGGACGUGUCAAUCGCUGGCUCGAUUGAUGAUUUUUCAUUACCGAAACGCGGGAGAAAAUAAAUCGAAACACGUUUCUUCCAUUAACGUCGUGUAGUUUAUAAAUGUUCAUAGUGCAUGAAUGAAUUUAUUAAUUUUUUUCAUUAGACUUUGAUAAAUAAAAGUAACAAAGUGUUCAUGUGUAAAUAAAAAUAAAACGCAGGUGAAGGUGAAUGUUCAGGCAAAACCAAUCAAGCGUUGCAUAAAUUUUUUUUGUACAUUUUUAACAUCGCCGAUUGUUGUGUUGCAAUCUCGAAAAUUAUGUACAACGGUAUAGGGAGCAUGUAUUUCGGAUGUAAAUAUACACCGAGAGAAUGUUGGUGACGCCGCAGCCCAAAAUGUAGAAAGCGCUCUCACGUUUUAUUUGGGAGAGCAGAUUUCCCAGAUGGUAGCGUGACUGCCCCAACUUUGAGGAGUGCGACUCUCUCCCGAGCGGUGAGAACGCCACGCUUUGGCUAUUUGGGGCUCCAGCAUCACCAAAUGCCUCUCAUCCAUUUCUUUCAACGAUAUAAACUUUUAAAAAUCUGUGAAAAGAAAGAAAAAC